Messenger RNA from Asterias rubens (European starfish), 3496 nucleotides. RefSeq lists its product as uncharacterized. The transcript is spliced from 8 exons. The record is from RefSeq and is a predicted model, not a curated record. NCBI's taxonomy places the organism in Eukaryota, Metazoa, Echinodermata, Asteroidea, Forcipulatida, Asteriidae. Bases 306 to 1592 code for a protein of 428 amino acids.
GUUUUCAACAAUAAUAUUCGAACUCUACUGUAUCAAAUACACCUUGUGUACACGUGUAAUCAAAACUAUGAUUUUAUUACGCGGUUGUUGUUUUUUAGCAUCACGAAAGUGAACACAAUUGGAAGCGAUUUUUUACUUGUUGGACAUCGUAGCAACAUACUGGUGAAGGAUUGCAACUGAAUAGAACAGAAUUCGUUGUGUGCUGGAGUGAUACAAUGGUCAACAUUUUACAAGUCUUGUGAUCAGAAAGGAUACCUGUGUUGCUCUUUUGUUUCAAGCUGAGAACACAGCUCUGCUCAAAGACAAUGGAAGAAGAUAAGGAGCAACAUGACUACAUCGCACUGGAGGAAAUCCCCCAGCCCACCAGCCCCGAAAUACCUCCCUCACCGUCCAUCAACGGACAAUCAGAAAUAACAGAAGAGAUCGAACUCGGUGAAGAAAUCUCCAUCGAAAACGACGACCCAAAAGACACUCCCGAAGAAGAAAAGGUACGGGGUUCACCGAGCAUCGAGGAGGAAACACCGCCCGUGGAAAACAGCCCCGAAGACGGCGCGGAGGAUCCCAUACCAGCCACCCGUACUAUCAUAGUCACCCCUCAACCUCCCGAAAACGCUGAUGUCGCUGAAGUUGACGCAAACGAAAAUGAGAAAGAAGCCGCCCCGGAUAAACCUCCCCUGGCCCAAGAGAAACCUCCCCUGACCUCAGAGAAACCUCCCCUGGUCCCGUCCCCAGCCUCGUCCAUGCAGUCACUGAGUGUCCGGAGCGCCAGCCCCGAUGAGGACCCAGUCACCAUCAAGAAGAAAGGUGGUUCCUCCCAGCCUCCAAGAUUCAAGAAUGAUGUGGAGCCAGCGGAGUACAUACGACCCGUAGCUGGUGGCCAUAAUAGAGCCAUCUCAUCGGUGCAUUGUAAGGCGAUGCUGGUCAUCAUGAGUACGUCAAUCAUCGUUGUCUUUGUGGUCAUUGGGAUGGUCAUACUGCAAGGGGAAGACGAAGUGUUGAGUGAUCCCAACUUAAAGGAACUACAUGGCGAGUUUAACAUCACCAACAUGCUCGACAACAACACGUACAGCGAUAAGGACUCGUCAGAGUCUCACCAACUAACAAACUACAUGGCGAGUUUAACAUCACCAACAUGCUCGACAACAACACGUACAGCGAUAAGGACUCAACUACAUGGCGAGUUUAACAUCACCAACAUGCUCGACAACAACACGUACAGCGAUAAGGACUCGUCAGAGUAUCACCGACUCUCAGGACUUUUUAUUCAAACGAUGAAUGAUACGUUUGAAAUCAGCUUGGAUUUCAAAGACUACUAUAAUAAGACCACUAUCUCAGAUAUAGGGCAGUGGACGUUGGACGGUCCAUCCACGAUGAGACCCAGUAUAGAGUUCAAGUUAUACGUCAAAUUACCAAAACUGAAUAACACCCUACCGACCGGUUAUAACGAGACGGUUGUCACCACAUCGGAAACCACUACGUCAUCGCCAAGUGUACCCCUCGUCAUUUAUGACGUCAUCGAUUACGUCAUCAAUGCUACAAAGAGUAACUCGUUUGGUAACUUCGAGGGCGAAAUGUUGUUAAGUCUCGCAUGAAUAAAAGAAAUUACGGUCCCACUCAAAUGAAAAUAAACUUUUAAAGGUAUGGACACAGGACUGGUAAUAAAAAAAACAUCGCUGCUUAAAGUUCAGCAUGGAAGCUUGUUAACUAAUAUUAAGGUUCAUACUGGAAUAAUUGUUUAAUAUGAAAUAGUUCCUGAAAUAAAGUUUUAUAUUCGAGAACACUGCUAUUGAGACACCUUUAAUAAAAACGCACCUGCGGAUUUUGGUUGUUACAGCCAACAUUAAGGACGAUGUAUUUACAUGCUGAAAAUUGUGCAUUUUUCACAUUUUUUCCCCAAACUAACCACGCUGAUUAAGCCCGUUUUUUACAGGUUCGUCGUUUCAUGUAUUUGCUUGAUUGCACAAUUAAUCAUGAACGUUACAUGUGACUAUUUUUGUCAGCUCUGUAUAAAAAAUCUUCAAAAUAUUUUGAGGUAAAAACAACAUGCUUUAAUUAUGAGCUUUAUCACCAUGCAAUUUAAAUUUGAAAGUGAAAUUGCGAGUACAUUUUUCGUAUUGUUUAUUUUUACAGUUCUUUUGUGAUAAAGUGCGAUUGCUUUAAAAUAGAUCAGGAAAACCUUAAGUAUCCUAGCAACAAAUUUAGCAAACUGGCAAACAUUUUGCUGCUGUAAACCUUGAUUCGAAGAUAACCUUUAGCUUUAUAUGUAUAAAUUGAUGCGCUUAUAGCAAAUGUAUAGUUAAAGUUAUAAUUAUAAGCAAUAUGUAAAUACAUAUUUGUACUAUAUUGUAAUCAAAACAAAUUAUGAUAAAGGAGUAUUUGUAAAUUUGAAUGUUUUAAACUAAUAAUGGGCAAUUAAAUAGAGCUGGUACAGGUGUCCGAGGGAAUUCCGUCUGCCAGAGAUUUUGUUCCCGACAUGGGAAAUUAACAGGAGCUUGAGGAGGAGGUUUCAAAAGAGGGCGCCAUCAUGAUAGCAGAAGAAGUUUGUACAUAGUUCGCCAUGGGGGGGGGGACACACAAUCUCCUGCCACACAGGCGCUAUAUCAUUGUCCAUCGCCGCUAAAUUUGUUUAUGGAGAUGUGUAAGAUAUUGUUAACCAGAUGUAAAAUUUAAACUCAAGUAAACAACAUGGUUUGUUUACCCUCUAAUAUUUAGCAUGAUCAGUAUUUUUGAAAGGCUUAAAAGUUCAAUUGUACAGGGUUUCAUAAAAAGUACUAUGCUCCUUCCAGGGGCACAUUGGGUUAAAAAAUAGUUUUUAUAAUCGGCCAAGUUGGAGCCAUGGUCUAUCGUUGACCAUAGUUUCACUAAGUUUGCCCGAACUCUGUUUAGUCAAGAAAAGGUGGACUACGCUAACUAGUCGACUUUAGAGUUGCCAUUCCCAAAACAAAUUCCUGAUUUACUUUUAAGGUUUUGUGAAUUGCUUUAGAAGAUUAAAACAGAGACAGUGUCAAUUUUGAUGUAGGCCUAUGUAAAACAAAUCAGGGCUUAGUCGAUCGCAGGUUUUCAAUAGCCGUUUCAUAGCACAGUGCAGAGUGGACCCAGUUAUCAAUGGAAAACGUGCUUUGCUAACGUAGAUUUCACCAAAAUCUUCCUAACUUCGAUUUAAUCUUAGGACUUGGGACGAGUUAGGUUCCGUAUACGAAGACGUAUAGGAGGCAUUGGAUCCAUCCUAAGUUAAGACGGGUUACUCGAGUUAGGAUUAAUCCUAGCGUUUCGUGAAAUCGGCUGCGAUCACGUUGACAUGAUAUGACUAGAGUUGUUUGUAUUUCAAAGGAACACGUUGCCUUUGAUCGGUCGACUUGGUCUCUAUAAAGCGUUUAUCGGUCCGUUUGUUAUAUUAUGCUCAGAAAGAUAUUUUAAAAGUAGAAUAAUGAUCCACACUCGAAAGUGUGUGGUUUUGCUUUUACCUCGUCGACAAACACGGUUGGCCAUGCAAUUU